AUGGUCCCUAAUGAAGUGCAUGAGUAUUCAGGAAUUGUAUACCUGCUUCAGCAUUUUGGUUGGACCUGGGUUGGACUCUUUGUUGUGGAUGAUGAUAGUGGAGCAUAUUUCCUGAAGACCUUCGAACCUUUGCUCUCGGAGAAGGGAAUCUGUUCUGACUUUACACUUCGACUUCCACGCCACAGUCGAGUCUUUACCAAUAAUGAAAAGGAUGUUAGGUUUGUAAGUAUGUUGGAAUCUUGCAUGAAUACUACUGCCAAAGCAUUUGUUAACUAUGGUGAUAUUAUGACUAUUAUGUGGCUGGUCACCUUCAAAUAUUUAUUGCUUCCUGAUUAUAUGGAAAGUGCAUUUGUUGGCAAAGUGUGGAUAAUGACAGCACAGAGUGAGUUAAUAGUAACAGGCAUUACAAGAAGACUAAAUUUAGAAAUGUUUCAAGGAACAAUCUCCUUCACUGUUCACUCAAAGCAGCCUCAAGGAUUCCAGGAAUAUCUUCAGAACUUAAGACCUCAGUGGACACAAGCAGAUGACUUCCUCCAUGUUUUCUGGGAACAAGCUUUUGAAUGUUCAUUUCCAAAUCCCCAGGAGCUAAUACAGGAUGUCAAAACAUGUCUUGGGGAAGAGAAGUUGGAAAGCCUUCCUAGAACUGUUUUUGAUAUGCAUAUGACUGGCCACAGCUAUAGCAUCUACAAUGCAGUCUAUGCUUUAGCACGUGCUCUGCACUCCAUGCACUCAUCCAGGGCCAAGCACAGAGCAAUGGUGAGCAGGAAAGGGGUUCAUCUUGACCAUCUUCAACCUUGGCAGCUGCACCCAUACCUUCAAGAAAACUCAUUUAAUAACUCAGUGGGAGAGCAAGUAUCUUUUAACAGUAAAGGAGAGAUAGAUUCUGGAUUUGAUAUAACCAAUAUGCUUCUAUUUCCCAACAACUCCUUUGUUCAACUGCAAGUUGGAAGGGUGUAUCCCAGAGCAGUCGAUGGAAAACAAUUUAUCAUCCACGAAGACAUGUUUGAGUGGCAGAGAAACUUUAAUCAGGUGCUUCCUGUUUCUGUCUGCACUGAGUCCUGCAAGUUGGGCUUCCAGAGGAGAAAGCAGGAAGGAAGGAAAUUUUGCUGCUUUGAUUGUGACCCAUGUCCAGAAGGGAAGAUUUCCAACCAAACAAACAUGGCUGAAUGUUUACAAUGCCCGGAUGAUUAUUACUCAAACAAGAGCAGAGACAGAUGCAUCCCCAAAGUGAUAACAUUUUUAUCUUAUCAAGAACCUCUAGGAAUUGGCCUGCUGUCAGUAGCACUUUCUUUUUCACUGGUCACAGCCUUGGUGCUUGGAACUUUUCUUAAGUACAAAGAUGCCCCCAUAGUGAAGGCCAACAACAGGGACCUCACCUACACUCUACUCACCUCCCUCCUGCUUUGCUUCCUCUGCUCCUUGAUUUUCCUUGGCCCACCUGGCCUGGUCAACUGCCUUAUUCGACAAGCUGCUUUUGGCACAAUCUUCUCCCUGGCCGUUUCCUGUGUAUUAGCAAAGACCGUCACUGUGGUGAUGGCUUUCAUGGAUACCAAGCCAGGGUCAAACACGAGAAAGUGGAUGGGGAGAAGGCUGUCUGCCCUUGUGGUCCUUACCUCCACUUUGAUCCAAGCAGGCAUUUGUGCCUUAUGGCUGGGAACUUUCCCCCCUUUCCCAAAUAUGAACAUGCAUUCUGUACCAGGACAGAUCAUUGCAGAGUGCAACGAAGGCUCUGUCAUCAUGUUUUACUGUGUGCUGGGCUACUUGGGACUGUUGUCCAUCGUCAGCUUUGUGGUGGCUUUCCUUGCCAGGAAACUGCCUGACAGUUUCAAUGAAGCCAAGUUCAUCACCUUCAGCAUGCUGAUGUUCUGCAGCGUUUGGAUAUCAUUUGUUCCAACGUACCUGAGCAGCAAGGGGAAGUACAUGGUGGCCGUGGAGAUCUUCUCCAUCUUAGCUUCCAGUGCUGGCUUACUGGGUUGCAUCUUUUCCCCCAAGUGCUAUAUAAUUUUGCUGAGGCCAGAGCUGAACAGCAAGGAGUGUCUUGUAAGGAGGAAGAACAUGAUGACCAAGCUCUACCAGCACCUCCUGGCUUUGGCAUUUGCUGUAAGUGAGAUCAAUAAAGAUCCUCGGAAUUUGCCCAAUGUCACUCUCGGGUUCCACAUCUAUGACAACUACCUAUUUGAGACAAUGACAUAUCGCAGCACUCUGGGCUUGCUCUCCAAGUCUCAUGACUUUCUCCCCAACUAUGAAUGUGGCACUAAGAAAAGUCUCAUGGGCAUCCUCGGAGGAUUUUCUUCUGAUACUUCCUUCCACAUGGCAGAUAUUUUAGGUCUCUACAAGAUUCCACAGCCUGUCAGCAUGGUGACCAAGUUCUACCAGCAACUCCUGGCUUUGGCAUUUGCUGUAAGUGAGAUCAAUGAGAAUACUCAGAUUUUGCCCAAUGUGACCCUUGGGUUCCACAUAUAUGACACCUACUUCUUUGAGACAAUGACCUAUCGUGCCACUCUGGACCUGCUCUCCAAGUCUCACGGCUUUCUGCCCAACUAUGGAUGUGACACAAAGAAAACUCUCAUGGGCAUCCUUGGGGGAUUCUCCUCUGAAACUUCCUUCCACAUGGCAGAUAUUUUAGGUCUCUACAAGAUUCCUCAGCUGGCCUAUGGCUCAUUCCCCCCAGAACAAACUGACACAACUCGCUUCUCUUCCUUCUACCGCAUGGUCCCUAAUGAAGUGCAUGAGUAUUCAGGAAUUGUGCACUUGCUUCAGCAUUUUGGUUGGACCUGGGUUGGACUCUUUGUAGUGGAUGAUGAUAGUGGACUGUAUUUCCUGAAGACCUUUGAACCUUUUCUCUCCAAGAAUGGAAUCUGUUCUGCCUUCACAUUUCGACUUCCACGUCAUGGUCGAGUCCUUACCAAUACUGAAAAGGAUGUUAUGGUCAUAAGCUGCCUGAAAUUUUGGAGAGCCAGGCCUUGA
Molecule: messenger RNA, 2967 nt
Organism: Varanus komodoensis (Komodo dragon)
Lineage: Eukaryota; Metazoa; Chordata; Lepidosauria; Squamata; Varanidae
Product: vomeronasal type-2 receptor 26-like
Exons: 9
Coding region: 1-2967 (988 amino acids)
Biological process (GO): G protein-coupled receptor signaling pathway
Cellular component (GO): membrane
Molecular function (GO): G protein-coupled receptor activity
Source: RefSeq, a predicted model, not a curated record